UUGAUUAGGAUUAUUGGCUGCAGAAGGCACUUCUAGGACUACCGGAAUGUCGUAAUAACCACUCUGGAGAGCGGCAAGCUGAUCUCAUUAUGAGUAUUCUCGAGACCUUCGGAAUUAUGUUAAAACUCGGCUAUUACACCGGGGAUAACCCUACGUUAAACAAUAUAUAUCUGGAGUCUAUAACUGAGCCACCUCUAAAUCCCAUACAAAAUGCCGCCCUCACCACCAGAAGACAUAGAGAACGUAGACAUCUCUCGAGAUCGGACGUUGAUAAGGACUACCUAGGCAUUGAGGGCAUACCUGCACUACGUAAACUGCACGGUCUGGCUGUCUGGGCACGCUGCUUAUCGCUUAAUAGCCAGCUGUGGGACGAUGAAGUCGGUUUGCGACUAGGGAUCGAUAAUGAGAUGCGGUGGUCUUUAUGGUACUAUGUCUUCAAUAAGCUUUUCAAAAAGAAGGCGCAGAUCGUUCAAUUCCUGCAUGAACAGGAGCAGAUCCUCGGAGACAAUCGAUUGACGGCAGCUGAUUGGGAUUUGCUUCAGAAAGCGUAUGUAUUUCUCUAACCCUUUAAUGGGCUAUAUUGUGCGCUGAGAGUAAUAAAGCAUCUCUUUUACAGUUAUUAUUUCUAAUAGACUUCCUUCUUUCUCAUUAUAAAAACAAGAAGCGGCAUUACAGCGUACCUGAGACACGCAAUAAAGGCAUGCUAUAUGCUAUUAAUAUGAGCUGGUUUAUUAUAAAUAAAUACUAUACUAUAACUGUGGACCUUCCCGUUUAUUCUACUGCUCUCCUUCUCGACCCUUCAAAACGAGAUACCUACAUUAAGCAGAACUGGCUGGAUAAGUGGUACAACAAUACAAUUAGCGGAGCACAAGCGAUUCGGGAGGAAGAAUACAAUAUUGAUCUCCCU
Messenger RNA from Ilyonectria robusta, 907 nucleotides. RefSeq lists its product as uncharacterized. The record is from RefSeq and is a predicted model, not a curated record. Bases 90 to 563 code for a protein of 157 amino acids. NCBI's taxonomy places the organism in Eukaryota, Fungi, Ascomycota, Sordariomycetes, Hypocreales, Nectriaceae. The transcript is spliced from 4 exons.